AUGGAAUUGAGUAAAUCAUCUCGUUCAACUCGAGAUUUAUAUUCAUCAUUAUUAGUUAAUCGAUUGUGGUGCAAAGUUACUAUACCUAUACUUUGGAAAUUACCUUUGGGUCAAAAAUAUAAUUGGAGGAAUGAUAAGAAGUUGAAGAAGAAUGCAUUAUGUAUUCGAACUUAUAUAUCAUGUAUGGAUACGCAAGCUAGAACUUUUACUUAUUCAAAAUGGAAUUUAGAAAGUUUUACUUCGACAAUAGGAAAUGAUUAUAUUUGUUCAUUAUAUGAAUCAAUGAGAUUAAUUUGUGAUAAUAUUUUAAAUAUGGAUUUGACUUUGAAUUCAUAUUCUCAAGUUAAAUUAUUAAUAAAACUUAUCAGUUUCCAAAAACGUUUAGAAAAUCUAUCAAUUGUUGUUAAUGCUUAUCUAGAUUUAGAUUGCAAUUCAUUAUUUCGAGCUAUUAUCAGUCAAAAAGAAACAUUAAAUAGUCUUCGUUUAAAAUCAGUAAAUUUAAAUCGUGUUGAGGAGAAUUCAUCAUCAAUUGGUAAAUUUUUUUCACUUCAAGAACUUUCUAUCGUAGGUUGUUCAGGAUUUCAUAAAUCAGUUUGUUUAUCCUUGGCUUCAUCAUUUACUCAAUUAAGUAGUUUUCAUUAUUCCUAUUCGAGACAUGUAACUCAAAAGUAUUCUCAAGAAUUUAUUAUUACUGAACUAUCUUUAAAUAAAUUAAGUUCCGGACAAGUAAUAAAAAUAUUUAAUAAUAAUUUUAAUGAAUUAAGAAGAUUUUCAUUUGAUUGUAGAAGAGAAAUAUUUGAUGCUAAUGAAUUAUUAUGUCAAAUGGCUGAGAAUGUACCAGAAUCACUUGAAACUAUUGAAAUUGGAAUGGUUUUUUCAUGGAUAUUUAGUACUAAUAGUUUAAGAAAAUUUUUUGAAGGGGGUGUUGUAAAGGAGGAGGAGGAAAUAAAAAUGUUAUUUUAUUGUGGAAUAGUAGUAUCAAUUGAUAUAAAAAAGCAAGAAACAUUUUAUGGAAUAAGAAUAAUUGCUUGUUUCGUUGCUCUCAUAAUUUAUUCUUAA
This is a messenger RNA of Diversispora eburnea, 1059 nucleotides long. NCBI's taxonomy places the organism in Eukaryota, Fungi, Glomeromycota, Glomeromycetes, Diversisporales, Diversisporaceae. The record is from the annotation of a GenBank genome assembly.